This is a messenger RNA of Musa acuminata subsp. malaccensis (wild Malaysian banana), 961 nucleotides long. The record is from RefSeq and is a predicted model, not a curated record. Lineage: Eukaryota; Viridiplantae; Streptophyta; Magnoliopsida; Zingiberales; Musaceae.
AUUCUUUUAAAUGAACUGGCAGGCAAUGCCCCAGCAGCUCAAACUGGAACCAUAUGCUGUGCAUACUACCUUCCAGUUUGCAGGUUCUGAUGGAAAGCGCCAUAGGUUACGUGAGGCUAUGCUUUUCUAUGACCAACCUGCAUAUUAUGAUACACCAGGAGGUUUCUUAUCAUUCAAACCUGGUAUUCCUAAGAGUUUGUUGCUGGAUGGGCCACAUACCUUACAAUCACACUUCUCAUUGGUUAAUUACCAGUUGAGGCAGAUAAGGACUGCACUUGCUGUUGCUUGUCUGUUGAACCGAACACUGGUGAGUGAGGUUUCACCAAUUAAAAAAUUAAACUUGACCAGCUGAGAUUUUAUAAAAGAUAUCUUAUAUGCAUAGUUUAAACUUUAAAGGGAUCUUUUUCCUUGAUAUUCUGCUAUGGUAAUUAAUAGCUUCAGAAGAUAGGAUCUUUCAAAGAUCCCUUCUCCUUUCACAAAUUGUGCACUUUGGAAAACAAUGGAUGUACAUGUUGUCCAAACAUUUUGUCCAUGCAGAUGUUGAUAUUCUGCAUGGAUCUUUUUCCUUGAUAUUCUGCUAUGGUAAUUAAUAGCUUCAGAAGAUAGGAUCUUUCAAAGAUCCCUUCUCCUUUCACAAAUUGUGCACUUUGGAAAACAAUGGAUGUACAUGUCGUCCAAACAUUUUGUCCAUGCAGAUGUUGAUAAACAUUUCAUUAAAUUGUGCAAUUAAUUUAUCAUCUAAUCAAAUUCCAAAUGGCCAUUGAGCUGAGAACCAUUUACUUCUCAAAAUCCUUUUUUUAAGGAGUUUAUUAUUCAUUAGUUAUUGCUCGAGAAUAGUAAUGUUAACGGGAGUUGCUUCUUGGAAAAUCAUGGAGUAUCAAAUAAUUGAAUUUUGUGUCUAAUUUUUGAGAUCCUGAUUCUAUCAUAGAAUAAGGAUGGAAGGUCAACUUUGUUCUCAUCA